This is a messenger RNA of Cervus elaphus (red deer), 643 nucleotides long. It is a transcript of the gene LY96, whose product is annotated as lymphocyte antigen 96. Gene Ontology annotation, cellular component: lipopolysaccharide receptor complex. Gene Ontology annotation, molecular function: Toll-like receptor 4 binding; lipopolysaccharide binding; lipopolysaccharide immune receptor activity. Gene Ontology annotation, biological process: detection of lipopolysaccharide; positive regulation of lipopolysaccharide-mediated signaling pathway; innate immune response. The transcript is spliced from 5 exons. Bases 138 to 620 code for a protein of 160 amino acids. Lineage: Eukaryota; Metazoa; Chordata; Mammalia; Artiodactyla; Cervidae. The record is from RefSeq and is a predicted model, not a curated record.
AGUUGGAUAGGAACUCAGAAAUCAUGUGACUGAUGACUAAGUUACAUUUUUUUCCCUUUACUAAAAAUAAAGGGGAAGAGUCUGAAGAUUAGUUACAGAUUCUCCUUACAUUUUUAAAGUUUUGGAGAGAUUGGAUCAUGUUUCCAUUUGUGCUUUUUUCCGCCCUGUUUUCUUCCAUAUUUACUGAACCUGAGGAGAAACGUUGGGUCUGCAACUCCUCUGACGCCACCGUUUGGUACGACUACUGUGAUAACUUGAAAUUUCCUGUUUCAAUACGUUCUGAGCCCUGUAUAACAUUGAAGGGAAGCCGUGGAAUGCUGUAUGUCUACUUCAUUCCAAGAAGAGAUAUAAAAAGCUUGUAUUUCAAUAUCUAUCUAUCUACUAAGUCCAUGAAUUUCCCAUUACGCAAAGAAGUUAUUUGCCGAGGAUAUGAUGAUGAUUUUUCCUUUUGCAGAGCUCUGAAGGGAGAGACUGUGAACACAACAAUACAAUUCUCCUUCAGGGGAAUACGAUUUUCUAAGGGACAAUACAACUGUAUUACAGAAGCCAUCGAGGGGAACACUGAAGAAAAGCUCUUUUGCUUGAACUUUACUGUCAUACAUUACCCUGAUUUCAAUUAGAAUAAAUCAAGUAUUUGCUUUUA